Molecule: messenger RNA, 204 nt
Organism: Sclerotinia borealis F-4128
Lineage: Eukaryota; Fungi; Ascomycota; Leotiomycetes; Helotiales; Sclerotiniaceae
Source: the annotation of a GenBank genome assembly
AUGGUGACGUGGAAGACGGAGUUUGAGGAGCGGGUGGAGGAGGAUAACAGGCUGGCGCUUCUGAUGAAUGCGAUGGCGAGGGAGAUUGCGCAGCGGCAGCGUGAUGGGGAGCCGGAGCUGGAGCCGGGGAUUGGAGGUGAGGAGGAUGAGGGGGAUGAUGGGGAUGAUGGGGAUGAUGAGGGUUGGUGGGAGGAUCCAUUUUAG